Messenger RNA from Bactrocera tryoni, 1566 nucleotides. RefSeq names its product trichohyalin-like. The record is from RefSeq and is a predicted model, not a curated record. The transcript is spliced from 4 exons. Bases 343 to 1566 code for a protein of 407 amino acids. NCBI's taxonomy places the organism in Eukaryota, Metazoa, Arthropoda, Insecta, Diptera, Tephritidae.
UUAUUGAAAAUAUCGUUACACUAAAUAACUUGAGUAGUGAAGUCUACAUUUUUAGCUGAAGUUUUAAUUAAUUAAGUGAAAAUUUACCAUAGUGGUGUUAGCAUCAUAAAUCAUAUCAAUAUAAUAAAAUAUAGAACGAAUCUAUAUCAUCAUCCACUUGAAAAGAAGACUGAAAGAAGACCAGCAAGUUACCCUAAAAAGAGAACACAGGAGUCAUUCGGAAGAAAAAUCAGAAAGUAUUUACACACUUGUUUUAAUAGAUUAUGAUUAAAUUAUUUAUUUUUUUAAUAGAUUAAGAUUAAAUUAUUUAUUUUCUUUAGUAAGAUUGAAUUUUAAGAAAUUAUGCCUAGAUUAAAUAAAAGAUCUGUUGUACAAAGUCGACUUGAAAAUAGAAGACGUAUGCAGAUUCUUCGGGCUAACUCAUUAUAUAGAGCUAGUGAGCAAUCACAUAAUACUCAAAGCCAGGCUAAUCGCAGAUUAGAUCCAGAAGUCCGCCUGUCAGAACAAAGUACCAAUACAGUUCAACAUAGGACAAGGCGACAAAAUCAAGAGGUUCGGUCUGCUGAGCAAAGUAUAAAUACUGUUCAGCAUAGGUCUCGGCGGGAAAAUCCCGAAAUAAGGUCAGCUGAACAAAUCAUAGAUACCAAUCAGCAUAGAACCCGGCGACAAAAUCCUCAAUUUCGCUCUGAAGAGCAAAGUAGGAAUACCCGAGAACAUAGGUCCCGCCGGGAGAACCCAAAUCUUCGGUCUGCUGAGCAAAGUAUAAAUACUGUUCAGCAUAGGUCUCGGCGGGAAAACCCAGAGCUUAGGUCUGCUGAGCAAAGUAUAAAUACUGUUCAGCAUAGGUCUCGGCGGGAAAACCCAGAGCUUAGGUCUGCUGAGCAAAGUAUAAAUACUGUUCAGCAUAGGUCUCGGCGGGAAAAUCCCGAAAUAAGGUUAGCUGAACAAAUCGUAGAUACCAAUCAGCAUAGAACCCGGCGACAAAAUCCUCAAUUUCGCUCUGAAGAGCAAAGUAGGAAUACCCAAGAACAUAGAAUUCGACGCCAAAACCCUAUUAUUCGGUCAAAUGAGCAGUCUCAUAAUACCGUAGUACACCGAGAACUUAGAAGAAAUCCUAACUAUAGACAUUUAGAGCGCAUACGUGAUCAGAUACAAAGAGAACGUUCAAGAAGAAAUCCUGAAACAAGGAGAGAGGAACGUUAUAGAGAAACGCAACGACGACAGCUUAUCAGGAGGGGUGCAAGGGAACAAAUUUUAAAUCAGAGACGUCAACAACAAAACCUGGUCCGUAUUCAUAGAGAAAACUUAACAAAUAGAAUAGUGCAAGACAGUGAUCAUGAAGAAGAAGAGAGGGAAGAUAAUAACGUACCAGAUAUUGGGGUACCCAUUGCACUUAGAGACGGCAGCGGUUUUGUUAAAAAGCGUACCAAACCAAUUAUUAUUCGGUACAGAAGGUUUAGUCCUGAUGUGACCAAAGUUGAGUAUUUCCGCGAAAUGGUUUAUUCGGAAUAUAUUGUCGAAACGAACACCUACCGCGAAAUGCUUCCAGCUUUUCGUGAAUUGUAA